Gongylonema pulchrum is the source of this 477-nucleotide messenger RNA. The record is from the annotation of a GenBank genome assembly. NCBI's taxonomy places the organism in Eukaryota, Metazoa, Nematoda, Chromadorea, Rhabditida, Gongylonematidae.
GAUUUUUUGACUCACGUCGAUCCAAAUUUUGGCUCUUGCUUCACAUUCAAUCAUAACCGAAGUAUGAAUUUGACAAGUCUUCGUGCAGGGCCGAUGUACGGCCUCCGAAUGCUGGUUUACGUGAACGCAUCAGAUUAUAUGCCAACAACUGAAGCGACCGGAAUUCGACUUGCUAUUCAUGAUAAAGAGGAUUAUCCAUUUCCGGAUACGUUUGGCUAUUCGGCUCCUACUGGAUACAUUUCUUCAUUCGGCCUUCGAUUAAGACGAAUGACAAGACUUCCAGCACCUUAUGGCGACUGCGUUCCGGACGGCAAAACAUCGGAUUACAUUUAUCAGAAUUACGAAUAUUCUGUUGAAGGCUGUUAUCGCUCCUGCUUCCAGCAGCUUGUUCUCAAAGAUUGUCACUGUGGCGACCCGAGAUUUCCAGUACCAGCUGGUCAUAAACACUGUCAAGCAACAGAUCCCGUUGCCAGUUAA